AUGUCGAGUUAUCAAUUGACGAAAGUUCGCAAGGAUACCCUUAAAGCUUGCAUGACAUGCCCUCUCUGUAAUAAAUUGUUCAAGGAAGCUACAACUAUCUCUGAAUGUCUUCAUACAUUUUGCAGGAAAUGCAUAUAUGACAAGUUUACAGAUGAAGAAGGAGGAGAUUGCUGUCCAGUAUGCAAUAUUGAUCUAGGUUGUGCUCCAGAGGAGAAGCUGAGGCCUGACCACAAUCUACAAGAUUUACGGGCAAAAAUCUUUCCUCUCAAAAAAGGAGAGGUCAAGGCACCUGAAGUCACAUGUGAUGUCACACCCGACGUGAAACCUGACGUGACUCGUGAAGUCACACCACCAGCUUCAGUGCCAGUAAGAAGAAAGGAGAGAUCACUCUCUUCACUGGUGGUUAGCACACCCAGGGUUUCCGCGCAAACAAACUUGACUGGGAGAAGAACAAAAGCCGUAGCAAGAAGGGCAGCUGCUUUACGAGGAUCUAGUUUUACAAUUGAUGAACCUGGUAAAAAGAAUGAAGGUUCUCAUGAAGAUCACUCUGAAAGCUCCAGCUCACCUGAAACUCUGAGCAAGAUUGCUCGAAGAAGACAGAAUUAUUCCAACGCUGAACCUUCUAAUCGCCAGCUUACCUAUAAAGAUAAAGAAAAUAUUGCAGAAGCAUGGGCUAAGAAAAUAGACCAGUGGAGACCGUUAGACUGCCUUGUUGAAGCUGCAAAUAGGACAAAAGCUCAUAAAUCCAGUUCACAAGGGUCGAAUGUGAAACAAGAACAAGCCAAUGAGCCAGAUGACGAUGUUCAUGUGCCUAAGCGUAAAGUUAGGGAGCAUAAGAAAUCGAAAGUCCUAGACGGCAAGGAUUGUGCUAACCCAUCUCCUUUAGAUCUAGAGAAACCCAAUAAGUUGCACAAGAUAGGAAAGAAAAGGACUGCGCCUCUGCAAAUUACUCCUCAAAUGGUUCUUGACGCUAUGGCUGUAAAACCUGAGAGAAGAACUACCCCAAUUUGGUUUCAGCUAGUAGCUUCCGAAGACCAGAAAGGAGAACAGUUGACCCAGAUAUCUAAGUCGUUUUUGAGUGUACAGGACGGUAAUAUGCCCGUUUCCGCAAUCCAAAAAUAUCUCGCAAACAAACUUCAUCUUACAAGUGAAGCUGAGGUUGAGAUCCAAUGUUGCGGGCAGCCAAUUGUCCCAACUUUACAACUGCAUAACUUGGUGGACUUGUGGUUACAAACGGCAACAACAUCAGAGAGAGUUUCUGCAUUAGUGGGCGCCUCAGCUAAUGAAUUUGUAAUGAUUUUAGUUUAUUCGCGGAAAGUUCAUACAUCUUAAAAUGGAUGAUCUUUAUUCUUUUUAUUCGUUUGGAUCUUGUCCAAUAAUUCUCAGUAUGUUACUUGAUAUCCUACUGUAACUUUUAAAAUUCAAGUAUAUAUGCUUGCAUGGGCAAUUUUCUUUUUGAA
Molecule: messenger RNA, 1460 nt
Organism: Papaver somniferum (opium poppy)
Lineage: Eukaryota; Viridiplantae; Streptophyta; Magnoliopsida; Ranunculales; Papaveraceae
Product: E3 ubiquitin protein ligase DRIP2-like
Exons: 7
Coding region: 1-1332 (443 amino acids)
Molecular function (GO): ubiquitin-protein transferase activity
Source: RefSeq, a predicted model, not a curated record